AUGGUGUCAGAUAAUGGUCACCUUGUCUUCACAACUGGUGACAAUAAAGAAAUCCGUUUCCAGACCUCAGCAUCAGGCCGGGUUAAAGUGGGAAAUGAAGACCUCACCGAACUUUUGAGUCAAAUUAAAACCAACAAAGAUGACAUUGAUGACAUUAAAUCUCACGGAGGAGCUGUCCCUCCUGAUAUCACCAACAAGCUAAACCAGCUUGAUACCAAGGUUUCAACACUUGAGAAUAAAGUGGUCACACUUGAACAGACAGUGCAGAGGGUGUCAUGCAGCAGUAAUCCCUGUCAGAAUGGAGGAACAUGUCUCAACUUAUUAAACUCAUAUCACUGUAUGUGUCCCGGCAACUGGGGGGGUCCUAACUGUGCAACAGAUGUAAAUGAAUGUCAGGUCUAUUCAGGAACGUCACAAGGCUGUCAGAAUGGGGCAACCUGUGUCAACACUGCUGGAUCAUUCACUUGCAGCUGUCCUCCAGAAUGGCAUGGGACUCUCUGUAUGAUGCGUUAUGAUGACUGCAGGAACGCAGGCAGUGACUUGUGUGUACAUGGCUUAUGCAUUGAUGCAGAUCGAGUCAUAGCUGGACAGCCUAAAUACCAGUGCAUUUGUGAGAGUGGGUGGGAAGCUCCAGCUGGGAACCCAGCGUGUGUGGCUGAUGUUGAUGAAUGUAACCUUCCCAACAAGCCUUGUUCAACCAACCCAGCUGUUCCUUGCUACAACACCCAGGGAUCCUUCUAUUGUGGAGCCUGUCCCUCUGGCUGGCAAGGAAAUGGUUAUAGCUGUCAGGAUGUGGAUGAAUGUUUGACCAAUAAUGGCGGCUGCUCCACUACUCCAAUGGUUCAGUGCUUGAACACCAUGGGCUCUUUUCACUGCGGUCCCUGUCCUCCAGGCGAUCUCUGGGACUACUGGGGUCUGUUGGCUCCCUGGAGGCUGGAGAACUGCGGUUGCCUUUUUGGAGUAUCUGGGUCUCUGCCUCAGUUGGUGGCGGUGGGUGACUGGGGUGUGCCUGGGCUGCUUGUGGUGGUGGGUUCGGACAUCACCUCAAAUCCUGGCUACAUCUGCAACUGCAACUCUGGCUGGGAAGGCGUGAACUGUGACCAGAAUAUCAAUGAAUGCUCAAGCAAUCCCUGUCAGAAUGGAGGAACGUGUACCGAUGGCGUUAAUGGUUUCACGUGUACUUGCACCACCCAAUGGACUGGCGCGUUCUGUCAGACUCCUCAGCAAGUAUGUGGAGGGUACCUGACUGGCCCUGCUGGUUCCUUCAGUUAUCCUAACACCCCAGGUCACGAUGAAUAUGAUCACGAGGUCAGCUGUGCAUGGGUGAUCCACACUGAUGCAAACAAGAUCCUGCGCAUUACCUUUCCAUUCUUUGAUCUGGAGAACAGUGCCAACUGCAACUUUGACUUCCUUCAGAUUCACGACGGGGAGAGUGCUUCAGCUUACAUGAUCGGAAAAUACUGUGGCCAAAAUAGCCCCGCAGAGCUCUUCAGCUCCCAUAAUUCUCUGUACUUUUGGUUUCGCUCUGACCACUCUGUCAGUGCCGGUGGCUUCACAGUUGCUUGGCAGUCUCAGGACCCAGUGUGUGGAGAGGAACUAACUGCCCCCUAUGGCAACAUUAAUUCACCUGGUUAUCCUGGAAACUACCCACCUAGUCGGGACUGCUACUGGACAGUAACAGUGGACCCCGGCCUUCUCAUUACUUUUGCAUUCGGGACUCUAAGUCUUGAACAUCAUCCUAACUGCAACUUUGACUUUCUAGAGAUUCGGGAUGGCCUUCUAUCUGAAGAUCCAGUGUUAGGAAAGUACUGUAGUACUGCAUCUCCACCCCCCAUACAGACCACUGGCCCAGCAGCAUGGAUUCACUUCCACUCUGACUUCUCUGUCUCUGACCGAGGUUUCCACAUUACAUACACGACAUCACCAAGCGACCCUGGUUGUGGUGGAACAUUCACUGACAGUGAGGGCGUCAUUAUUUCCCCCAACUGGCCCAACAACUAUAACCACAACCGCCAGUGUAUCUAUUUGAUCAGGUUGCCAGAAGGUGGGCAGGUGGCCCUCAACUUCACUGACAUGGAUCUUGAAACUCACAGCGGCUGUGCUUUUGACUACGUGGAGAACGUCCUGUGGAUUCGCUUCAAGUCUGACAGCUCAGUCAGUCGAGCUGGAUUUAGGGCUGUCUAUACUGUUGCUUGUGGAGGUACUUUAUCUGGGAGUGGGCAGUUUCACUCUCCCUACCACCCCAAUGCAUAUCCCCAUAGUAAGGUCUGUGAAUGGGUGAUUAACCAGCCAGAGGGUUACGUGGUCACCCUUGACUUCCUGUCAUUUGACGUUGAGGGAGGCUCCUGUCGAUAUGAUUAUGUUGAGGUCAGGGAUGGAGCCACGUCAAGCUCUCCUCUGCUGGGGACAUUUUGUGGUGCUCAGAUUCCCCCCAGGCUUCAGUCUACUCAGCGAUCUAUGUACAUCAAAUUCACCACUGACUCUUCUGUUAGCAACCACGGCUUUGAAGCAGCCUAUGACUCUGCCAUAGAGGGCUGUGGUGACACCUUGACCAGUCCUUCUGGCACCAUUACGAGCCCUGGUCAUCCCAGCAGCUACCCCCAUGGUGCCAAUUGUACCUGGUACAUCAAUGUUAGCCCAGGCCACCUGAUUCGGCUGACAUUUGAGUCAUUCAACUUAGAGUACCAUGCUAAUUGUAACUUUGAUUAUCUGGAGGUGUACGACAACGGCACAGUGCAAACCGGAAACAUGAUUGGAAGGUACUGUGGUCGCUCAGUGCCUCCAUCCAUCACGAGUACUGACAACCAGCUGACCCUGCUAUUUGUGUCUGACUCAAGUUUAAACACAGAAGGAUUCUCUGCUAGCUAUAUCUCCAUCAAUGCCACCACAGACUGUGGCCAGACUUUCACCACCCCUACUGGGUCUUUCAGUUCACCCAACUACCCACAAUAUUACCCCAACAGUAGAGACUGCAUCUUCAAGAUAAUUGUGGACGUCAAUAUGCAGAUUAUGCUGAACUUCACUGAUUUUGAGUUGGAGGGGAGCCAUCCUUCUUGCAGAUUUGAUUUUGUGGAGAUCAGGGACGGGGGCUUUGAGUCAUCUCCCUUGAUUGGUAAGUUCUGUGCCAAUCAGCGGCCUCCAGUUCUGAUGUCACACAGCAACCGUUUGUGGGUUCGAUUCAAAUCUGACACCUCGGUCACUCGUCCCGGAUUCAUGGCUCACUGGGACGGAACACAAACUGGCUGUGGAGGGACGUUGACAACUGCAUCUGGAGCAUUCUCCUCUCCUAACUACCCGCUACCCUACCACCCAAAUGCUGAGUGCUACUGGAACAUUAGGACCAACCAGGGCAACAAACUCCUGCUCUCUUUCUCUGAUUUCCAUCUGGAAUCUAAUGCUAACUGUUAUUAUGAUUAUGUGGCUGUACAUGAUGGCAACAGCAGCAGUGCUCCACAACUGGCCAAGCUGUGUGGCAGUGACCUGCCGAGUACCAUCAACUCUUCCAGCAAUGAGCUCUACGUCAAACUCCGCACAGACAGCAGCGUCAAUGCAGGAGGCUUCAUUGCCUCCUACACUUCCCAAUGCAAUAGUAUUUUGAUCUCUGGCAAACACAGAGGAGUGAUCGAGUCACUGAACUUUCCCAACAACUAUCCGGACAACAGCCAGUGUAGCUGGACAAUCCAAGCCAGCGGUGGAAAUACCGUCAACUACACCUUUACAGCCUUCCAGCUAGAGGCCACCUCUGCUGCUUGUGCAUUUGAUUACAUUAAGCUCUAUGAUGGGCCUAACCAAGAAGCGCCUCUGAUUGGCACAUUCUGUGGAUACACUCCUCCCCCGGCCGGCAGCACUACAAGCUCAGCCCUCAACAUUGUGUUCAGAACUGAUUCAACUGUUUCGACAUCAGGCUUCCAGAUGAUGUGGUACCAAAAUGGUUGUGGUGGGGAUCUCUUUGGUCCCAGUGGCUCCUUCAGCAGCCCAGGCUACCCUAACAGAUAUCCAGAUAACAGAGAAUGUAUAUGGUAUAUCACCACAUCAGCUGGCAGCAGUAUAACUAUCACCAUCCAUGAAUUUGAUGUUGAGUACCACCAAGACUGCAACUAUGAUGUGCUGGAGGUUUAUGGAGGGCCAGACUUGUCAGCCCCACAGCUGGCUAAGCUAUGCACCACUACAUCCACCCCAAUGCAUGUCUCCAGCACUGGCAACCUUCUCACUGUGCGCUUCAAAUCUGAUGCCUAUGUCAGUGGUCGAGGAUUCAAUGCAAGCUGGGCUGAAGUCCAGGGAGGCUGUGGAGGCCCAGUCACAGCACCUUCAGGGGAAAUCCAUUCUCCUUUGUAUCCCAACAGCUAUCCAAACAAUGUGGAUUGUUCCUGGGUCAUCAGCGUGGAUCCCAACCACCGUGUCUUUCUGAACUUUACAGACCUGGACAUUGAAUAUCACAGCAGCUGUAACUUUGACUAUGUGGCUAUCCAUGAUGGUCCAACCUCAUCUUCUCCUCUGCUGGGUCGUGUGUGUGGUUCCAGUGUUCCUCCCUUCACUUCCACCCAGAACACAAUUUAUGUUCGCUUUAGGUCAGACUCCAGUGGCAACCACCGUGGGUUCAGCGCUCGCUUCUCUGAGGCUUGUGGUGCAACGAUUGUAACAGAUGAUAAUGGUGGGGCCAUUGCAUCACCAAGGUAUCCAGCACAAUACCCACCUAAUCAGAACUGUAGUUGGAUCAUUAGAGCACAGGAACCAUUAAACCACGUCACCCUUUCAUUCACUGACUUUGACUUAGAGAUGAUCUUAGCCAAUUGUUCUCACGAUUUCUUGGAGAUCUUGGACGGAGACAAUUACGAUUCACCUACUAUAGGGCGCUACUGUGGAUCUGAAAUACCUCACCCAGUGACAUCCUUCAGCAACUCUUUGGUAGUCAAAUUCAUCUCUGACCACUCCUACUCCAGAAAGGGUUUCAGAGCUACCUACUCGGGCUCCACUUCUAGUUGUGGAGGAGAUCUUGUGAUGGAGACUGGUGCAUUUAACAGUCCUAACUAUCCAGAUGCUUAUCCACCUAAUGUGGAGUGUGUGUGGACCAUCCGCAGUUCACCAGGAAACCGCAUCCAGCUCUCGUUUAUUACAUUUCAGCUCCAAGGAGACUCUGAUUGUCAAAACGACUACCUGGAAAUCAGAGAAGGCAACGCCACCGGGCCUCUAGUCGAUCGCUUCUGUGGAAACUCGCUUCCUUCCAACUACACCUCUGUCAUUGCUCAUAUCAUGUGGGUCAAGUUCGUGUCAGACGCUUCAGUUAGUGGAGCAGGAUUCAGAGCCGUCUUCUCACACUUGUACGGUGUUGAUGUGACUGGGGAAUCUGGUCAGAUAGCAUCCCCACUGUAUCCCAGGACAUACCCCAAUAACGCUGACUACCACUGGACUAUAACUGUAGAUGGAGACAGCUACAUCCAGAUCCGCUUCUUGGACAUGGACAUCGAGGAUCUUUAUGACUGCUACUAUGACCACCUGAAAGUAUUUGAUGGUCCCAGUAUUCAUUACUACCCUAUUGGGACAUUCUGUGGUUUGAGUCCGCCCCCUCCUGUAAGAAGUUUGGGAAGCACUGUCACUGUGCAGUUCAAGUCAGAUUCAGUGGUGGGAGGAAAAGGUUUCCUUUUGGAAUGGACUGCUAUCCAGAACUCUGGACCACCACCCACUAUCACACCAGGUGCAUGCGGUGGAAUGCUAAUGACAGGAGAGACUCCUGGCUUCCUCUAUUCUCCUGGCUGGCCAGAAAACUACCCUCCUGAUCAGGAGUGUACCUGGUUAAUACGUUCUCCAGACUCAACUGUAGAGCUUACUAUCUUGUCUUUAGACAUAGAGGACAGCCAUACCUGCUACUUUGAUAGCGUUGUUGUCAGAGAUGGCGCAACCAGUCAGUCCCCUGUGCUGGCCAAUGUAUGUGGUCGGGAUCAUCCAGGAUCUCUUCACUCAACAGGAGACUCCAUGUACAUCCAUUUCUCCUCAGACGGCGUCAUCAAUGGCCAAGGCUUUAAUGCCUCCUACUCAAAAGGUUGUGGUGGACUCCUGCAUGUUGACAGAGGUGUAAUGAGCACUCCCAAUUACCCACAGAAUUACCGGCCAGGUUUGAAUUGCAGCUGGCACGUGAUGGUGACACCUGGCUUUAGAAUUUCUGUCACCUUCCAAACCCCCUUUCAGAUCCAAGUGUGUGGUUCAAGCCCCCCAUCUGUCCUCCAGACAACUGACAACCACCUCUUUAUUCACUUUGUGUCCGAUGCCAGUAAUGAGGCCUCCGGCUUUAAGCUGCUAUUCGAAGCCCACAGUCAAGGUUGUGGAGGUUUCAUCGAGGUGAAUGAUAACGAUCCUCCAGGGUACAUUACUUCACCGAACUAUCCACAGAAUUACCCCCAGAACAUUGACUGUAUCUGGGUAAUUACUGUGCCCAAUGGGGAAGCUGUCCAGAUUGACUUUGAGGAUCAGUUCUACAUUGAACCCACAUCCAGCUGUAUGUACGACUACUUGGAGCUGCGUGAUGGCUCAACAUCCAACAAUAACAUAAUUUCCCGUCUUUGUGGCAACACCCGACCAUCUACUCAACAUUCGACAGCUUCCUCCAUGUGGCUUAGGUUUCGUACUGACACCAGCGUCACGCACCAAGGAUUCAAAGCAAAAUACUCCAUAGCAACAUGUGGAGGUACCUACAUAGGUCAGAGGGGUGUGAUCUACAGCCCAGGCUUCCCAGGGUCCCACUAUCCUGAUAGCUCCAGUUGUGAGUGGUACCUGGAGGGACCCACAGGACACUACCUCACUCUUAGCUAUGGGAAUUUCAGCUUGCAGAAUACUGAUGGAUGCUCUGCUGACUAUGUGGAGAUCAGAGAGUACAACGCCUCAGGCCGCCUACUGGGCCGACAUUGUGGCAGUAACCUUCCUGCUCCCAUGGAGACGUCUGACAGUUUUGCUUAUGUCCGGUUUGUCAGUGACACCAGUGAAAAUGCAGCUGGCUUCCGUCUGUUCUUUGAAGCAAGUGUUGAAGAAUGUGGAGGUGAACUGAAUGCUCCCUCAGGAACUAUUUCCUCUCCCAAUUACCCCAACUUGUAUCCACACAGCCGAGUGUGUCGCUGGGAGCUGGUAGUGUCACCAGGCCGCAGGGUUACCCUCACCAUCAAUGACCUGAGACUGGAAGGUUCUGAUACAUACUGCGUAUUUGACUAUGUUGACGUAAUGAAUGGAUUGGCAGUCGAUGCUCCUCAACUACAACGGUUCUGUGGUACAGUACCGGCUGGCACUCAGGUGAGGUCCUCUGGCAACACCAUGGCUGUUGUGUUCCGCACUGAUGCGUCGGUGUCCAGUGGUGGAUUCUUGGCUACGUAUUCCUCUGAUGAACCUGCAGAAUGUGGCGGUAUCCUGAAUAACCCUGAUGGUGGCAACUUCACUUCUCCUGGCUACCUGGUGUCCAACUACAGCAACAACCUCAACUGUGAGUGGCUGAUUCAGAACCCACAGCACAUCAACUCCUCUAUUGUGGUGUUGAUAGAAGACUUGCACCUGGAGGACCAUCAAACCUGUGAAACAGACUAUCUGCAGUUCCGCUUAGUGGCUGAUCAUAGUGUGUCCAGAGGAGGAUUUUUGGCCUCCUGGUCUUCUGAUUCUUCAGGAUGUGGAGGGGUGAUCCAUGCUGAUGCAGGAACAAUCAAGUCUCCAAACUAUCCCCAGAACUUCCCAGCCAAUGUGGAGUGUACCUGGAAAAUCAUUGCCCAUGAGGGAAAUCACCUUGAGAUGAGCUUCAGCGGUGAUUUUGAAAUUCCAGACAGUGGCGGGACCUGUGAGAGCAGCUAUAUCAAGGUGUGGUCAGGUCACCGUCAAAUUAGUGAGGCUCUGCUGUCUACAGGCUGUGGCUCUGUGGCUCCAGGGUCCAUAGUUGCUCCAAAUAACAUCAUCACGAGCCGAUUCCAGUCCACUGGAGCCCCUGGCAAAGGUUUCUCAGCCUCCUUCAACACCAGAUGCGGUGCAAACUUUACAGCUGACAGCGGCCGUGUGGUUUCACCAAAUUAUCCAGCAAACUACCCAUCCAGAGCCAACUGCAACUACACCAUAGAUGCUGGAGAAAAGACUGUGGUCAUCAUCACCUUUCAUCUUGCUACAAGUGGCAUUCCUAUUGCUACUUUGUGUGGUAACACCAUCCCAGGGAGCUUCUCCACCUUUGGCCCCAUGUUGCUCCAUUUCUACUCUGACUCUGUGAUUACAGACACUGGCUUCAUGGCACAAUACACAGCUAUUCCAUGUGGUGGUUUCUUUAACAGCACCGCGGGUACAGUGAGCAGUCCGGGGCUGUCCAUGACCAACUAUCACCACAACAUCAACUGUACCUACCACAUACGGGUCCAAGCAAACAGAGUAGUAGAUCUUAAGUUUAACACCUUUCAUCUGGAGGCAUCUUCUUCCUGUCAGUUUGACUCUGUGGCCGUUUAUGACGGACCCGACACUCUGUCACCCUUGCUGGGGAAAUUCUGUGGCACAGUGCUCCCACCCAAUCUCCGUUCCUCCACAAAUCAGCUAUUCAUUGUCUUCAGAACAGAUAACUCAGUGAGUGGGAUUGGUUGGAGAGCUACUUACAGUCAAACGCUCGGUCCAGCACAGGGAUGUGGCGGAUACCUUUCCAUGCCCAUGGGCAUGUUUGGUUCACCAGAUCCAAAUCUAGAUGGUGUCUAUGAACCACGGAUGAACUGCCUGUGGACCAUUGAGAUGCCUGUCAACAAGGCAGUCAAUCUGACCUUUGACUCCUUUGAACUUGAGACUUCCACUACCUGCCGCUAUGACUAUGUCAGAGUUUAUGACGGUGACAACAUGAACUUCCCUUUGGUUGGGACAUUUUGUGGAACCUCUGUCCCUGCUUCCUUCAUAUCAAGUGGAAACUUUUUGACUGUUCACUUUGUCACUGAUGGCUCGGUGCAGAGGCGAGGCUUCAAUGCUACCUACAGAGAAGGAGACUAUGGGCAGUCUCAUAAGCUCUGUCCAUCAGAUGGUCAUCUACCAGACUUUUACAGUUAUGGCAGAACAAUGCAUGUGCAGUUCAAAUCCGACACCUUUGUGACAGGAAAUGGCCUCAGCUUCACGUUUCAAAUUGCCAGCUGUAGCCGAACAUAUGAGCAGGAAUAUGGCUACCUGAAGAGGCCAGGCUGGCCUGACAUAUAUCCCAACAACAUGGAUUGCACCAUCAUCCUAAAGGCACCACAGAACAACUACAUCUCUUUCUUUUUUAACAAUUUUGAUGUGGAAAGCCAUAGCAACUGUCAGUUUGACUAUUUGGAGAUCCGUAACGGCAGUACAGCAGACUCACCACUGAUUGGCAAGUUCUGUGGAAGCACUCUGCCCAGCCCUGUCUUCCCACAAUCAAACCAACUCUACUUACGCUUCAAAAGUGACUUUUCGCAUUCUCGUGAUGGCUUUGAUGCCACAUGGACAUCCUCCCCUCACGGUUGUGGUGGCACUCUAUUUGGAGACCAAGGCUCAUUCGCAAGUCCAAACUACCCUGGAACCUAUCCCAAUAACACCCAUUGUGAAUGGAGCAUCAUGGCACCAAGAGGCCGUGUUGUGACCAUUACCUUUAACCAGAUCAGUAUUGAUGAUCCUGGAGAUUGCCAGAACAACUUCUUGAAGUUGUACGAUGGCCCAGACACCUCUUCACAGUUUGUUGGACCUUACUGUGGUGCGGAAACCAACAUUGCUCCAUUCACAGCCACUGCCCACCAAGUCUACGUUGUUUUCCAAGGCCAGUACUCCACCCUACCUUCAGGAUUCAGACUCACCUGGACCAGCUGAGAGGAUGCUCUCUUUCUUCAUCUCUGUCUCUCUCCCUCACACAUACACCAUUACUAAAGCUAUGUUAUAAUGCCGUGUUAUAAUAAAUAUAUAAUUCAAGAAA
Messenger RNA from Neolamprologus brichardi, 9907 nucleotides. Lineage: Eukaryota; Metazoa; Chordata; Actinopteri; Cichliformes; Cichlidae. The record is from RefSeq and is a predicted model, not a curated record.